AUGCAGGGAGCCGAGAAAACACAAACACCAACAGCUCACAAAACUCUACCCAUCUCGCCACAGACUUCUGAAGGCGACAUUAUACAAAUAUCUCCGCUGGCAAAGGAAGAAGGAUCCUCUUACUACAAGUUGCCUCCAUGUGGUCCGCCGCGCAAGAGCGAUGCAUCCAUAAUCAAGUUCGUUUCGGACGCUGUAACCUAUCGGACCCAACCUCCAGUUGAUCCAGAUCCAAAACAAGCAGAGGCUUACAGUCGUCUCGUGAGGGCUAUCAGUCGAAAAGAAGACCCGUCCUUAUUGCGUACAAUACUGAUCGCCUUACGUGUCUCCGGAAAUACCCUACACCUUCUCAGCGGGAAUCCAGCAAAGCAUGCACAGUUAUUGCAUAACAUUAUCCAGUUCAAUCCUUUUGAUCCGGGAAGACUCAGACUCAGCGAACAAGCUGCACUAGACGAGGCAAACCGCCCUUUUCACGACUUUUCCAUAGCAGAUGCUUUCUUCCAUUUGAUGCUGGCUUUGGUUUCUGCAAACUCUGUUUUCUUGGUGACUUCGAUGACCUCUCUGUGGAAACUUCUUGCUGGCCUCUCAAGGACUUCCCUGUCGGACAGUUCCAAGGAGCACCGAACGCAACGAAUACAUGCCACUAUUGCGGCGAUGACUAUGUUGUGCCCCAAGGGUAAAAACGAAAUCGUCACUAUCAUUAUGACAAACUUCCCGUUUAAAACGAGACCUAAACAUCAACUCGUCUGGUGCUAUCGCCAGAGUCUUGAGGUUGCCGAGUAUGUGCCCGCAAUGAAUGAACUUUUGCUACGCUUUAUGAUAGAGAAGUGUUUGGAAAUGGACGUUGAAAUCAAAGUUUUGAGUGGAGGAAAGGUUGUCAGGGAAGAGAAUGAUGGAGCUCUCAGUCUUGAUCAAAUUAUGAUGGAUUCUGUAACCCACACCAAUCGCCGGCAAGAUGACAAUGUUUAUGACAUGAUUGAAAAGUUGGAUGCUCUACUGCUGCUGACGUUUCAGUUCGUAGAGGCUAAAGGGGCAGGCAGCAUUGGUGGAUUGAGGUCGUUGUAUGAAUGCUGCAUGGCUUCUUUUGAAUCAGCCAUUUUGAUAACGCACCAGUCAAAGUUUGUCCAAUUCUUGAUCUUCUACAUUUGCGGUCUGGAAAGCCAACUACUCGAGGGAAAUAUGCAACAACAUGCCACCUUGAACCAUGAUUUUGCAGCUGAUCUGAUCAAAAUCACGUUCGAUCCAUAUCGGUCUACUGUGGUCAGGCAAAGUGCAGCAUGUUACCUGGCUUCAUUUGUCAGUCGUGCCAAGUUUGUGGAAGCAGACACAGCCAUCGAAUCAGUUUGUGCCCUUCUCAAGUGGGCAAAUGCUUACAUCGCUUCAGUUCAAGAGAAUGGAUUAACAACCUCUGCGGAUGUGUGGGAUCAAUGCAUUGACAUACAUUCACUGUUCUACACAAUUUGCCAAGCAGCCUUCUACAUCAUGUGCUUCCGUGGUCCAGAGGUGAUGAAGUUUUAUCGCUCAGUCACAAAAACAAUCACAACAAGCACCCCGGGACACUUCAAUGAUCUACAGUUACAUCAUAUUGACAUUGGUCCAAGUCGGUGGCAACAUUUGUGUGGGCACAGCCUACAGCCGAUGAUGUACUGCGCUGAGUCUGUGAGAUGUGAAUUUCUGAAGUUUGCUUCUGCUUUUGGGUUGCUUAAUAGAGUGGCAGUGGCAAAGUUGUCCGCUGCAUACCUACCCCACAAUAAGGAAGCUUUCAAUGCAGCUGGGGGUGCUGUUGCAACUAGUUGUGUGCAUGGGUUGAGCCUGAACAAGGCCGUUAACCCCUUGAAGAGUUUCUUCCCCUUUGAUCCCUUGCUCCUGGAGCUAUCACACACUUAUGUGAAACCAUUUUACAGAAAGUGGAGUGAAGAAUGCACUGAAUUGUUGGAAAAACCCGUGGCAAACCAAGUCAAUGAAGAUGACAAUGAGGAGUCAGUGAAUGAACAGGACGACAAAGAGGUGUGGGGAGAAGGAGAAGAUGACAAUGAAUUGGAGGUGAUGGAUUCUUUUGUGGGAAUAGUAAAUUCUCCUCAUGAUGAAACAACUGAAGUACUCAAGCGAAAUAGGGGGCACAGCAUAGACUCUGCUGGCAGCUGGUAG
Seminavis robusta is the source of this 2145-nucleotide messenger RNA. NCBI's taxonomy places the organism in Eukaryota, Bacillariophyta, Bacillariophyceae, Naviculales, Naviculaceae. The record is from the annotation of a GenBank genome assembly.